CACAGCGCAGUCAGUCAGAUUCCUCUGCGCUGAGUCUGAGCUUAGCUGGAGGGAGGGCACGGACGCUGCCCCGCAAUUCCCUUCCUACUAGUGUCCUUAACACAGAAUACUAGUUUUUUUAAAACAAAAACUUCAUGAGAAACGUGGGGAAGUGCUAGACUCGCAUGGAGCGUUUUCGGAAUUCGGCUGUUUGGCUGGGCGCUUUCUACCUCAUCUGUAUGACCGUCUUGAGCCGGAGUGGAGUUGACGGAGUGUUCCCCCCCUUAUUCAAACUAGCGGCCCUCUGCAAAUUCUGUGAUCUGCUCCCCACGUCCUGCAAUGGCACUGGGAACUGCAAGUCCAACUGCAGCAUCACGUCCAUAUGUGGUCUGCCCGAGCAGGUGUGCGUGGCAAUCUGGAGGAGGAAUGAUAACAACCACACACUGGAGACUGUGUGCCACGACCCGGCCCUGCCUCUGUACGGCAUGCACCUGGACGACUACAACAGCUCCACGUGCGUGAUGAAGGAGAAGAAGGCCGAGGAUGGAAUGCUCUUCAUCUGCUCCUGCAACCAGGAGGAGUGCAACGACAACGUCAUCUUCACUCAGAUUCAAGGGCCAACCGUGGAGUCCCAGGUGGCUGCAGUCAUCCUGGUGAGCCUGCUACCACUGCUGGUUCUGGCCGUGCUGGUGGUGGCCAUGUUCUACUGGUACCGCGUUUACCGCCGGCGCCAGAGCGAGUGGGACACCCGCAAGCCACACAAGCGCAAGGGCCCGCUGGACUGCAGCGACGCCUGCGCCAUCAUGAUGGACGACGACCGCUCGGACAGUAGCUCCACGCACGCCAACAGCCUCAACCACAACACCGAGCCGCUGCCCAUUGAGUUGGACCAGCUGGUGGGCAAGGGCCGCUUUGCAGAGGUCUACAAGGCCAAGCUGAAGCAGAACCCCUCGGAGCAGUUCGAGACGGUGGCCGUCAAGAUCUUCCCCGAAGAGGAGUACGCCUCGUGGAAGAACGAGAAGGACAUCUUCUCCGACAUCGACCUCAAGCACGAGAACGUGCUGCACUUCCUGACGGCCGAGGAGCGCAAGGUGGAGAAGCAGUACUGGCUGAUCACGGCCUUCCACUCGUGCGGCAACCUGCAGGACUACCUGAUGCGUCACGUCAUCAGCUGGGAGGACCUGCGGGUGCUGGGCAGCUCGCUGGCGCGCGGCGUGGCGCACCUCCACAGCGACCACAGCACCGGCGGCCGGCCCAAGGUGCCCAUCGUCCACCGGGACCUGAAGAGCUCCAACAUCCUGGUGAAACAAGACCUCUGCUGCUGCCUCUGCGACUUUGGGCUCGCCCUCAGGCUGGAUAACUCGCUGUCUGUGGAUGAUCUGGCCAAUAGCGGACAGGUGGGCACGGCCAGGUACAUGGCCCCGGAGGUGCUGGAGUCCAGGAUAAACCUGGAGAACAUCGAGUCCUUCAAACAGGCCGACAUCUACUCCAUGGCCCUGGUGCUGUGGGAGAUCACCUCUAGAUGCACCGCCAUAGGAGAGGUGAAGGAGUAUGAGCCGCCGUUCGGGUCCAAAGUGCGAGAGCACCCCUGUGUGGAGAGCAUGAAGGACAACGUCCUGAGAGAUCGGGGGCGGCCUGAGAUCCCCGACAGCUGGAGCAAACAUCAGGGCGUGGCGAUAGUGUGCGGCACGAUCGACGAGUGCUGGGACCACGACCCAGAGGCUCGGCUCACCGCCCACUGCGUGGCCGAGCGCUUCGACGAGAUAGAGGACGAGAUGGACAAGCUGUCCAGCCGCAGCAGCUCCGAGGAGAAGAUUCCGGAAGACUUGUCCCAGAACGACGGGAAGUGAGAGAAACCCCUCCAUGUGCCUUUUGAGAACUCUGAAGUGCCUUCUCUCUCACAUAUCUCUGCUGGGGGCAAGGGACAGGGGUUGA
Clupea harengus (Atlantic herring) is the source of this 1914-nucleotide messenger RNA. It is a transcript of the gene tgfbr2b, whose product is annotated as transforming growth factor beta receptor 2b. Gene Ontology annotation, cellular component: signaling receptor complex; plasma membrane. Gene Ontology annotation, molecular function: metal ion binding; ATP binding; transforming growth factor beta receptor activity, type II. Gene Ontology annotation, biological process: protein phosphorylation; heart development; cellular response to growth factor stimulus. NCBI's taxonomy places the organism in Eukaryota, Metazoa, Chordata, Actinopteri, Clupeiformes, Clupeidae. The record is from RefSeq and is a predicted model, not a curated record.